Messenger RNA from Phycomyces blakesleeanus NRRL 1555(-), 315 nucleotides. RefSeq lists its product as hypothetical. The record is from RefSeq and is a predicted model, not a curated record. NCBI's taxonomy places the organism in Eukaryota, Fungi, Mucoromycota, Mucoromycetes, Mucorales, Phycomycetaceae. Gene Ontology annotation, cellular component: Swr1 complex. The coding region runs from base 1 to 315 and encodes 104 amino acids. Gene Ontology annotation, molecular function: ATP hydrolysis activity; histone binding. The transcript is spliced from 2 exons.
AUGCACGGUCAUCGGUAUCUGAGGCUGGAUGGUGCAACCAAAAUUGAACAGCGACAGGGCUUGACAGAGCAAUUUAACAAUGACAAGCGAAUCUUGUGCUUCAUCUUGUCGACCCGAAGUGGUGGACUAGGAAUCAACCUAACUGGGGCGGACACAGUUAUUUUCUAUGACUCUGAUUGGAACCCUUCAAUGGAUAAGCAAUGUCAAGAUAGAACACAUCGUAUUGGACAAACUCGAGACGUGCAUAUUUACCGCUUUGUGACUGAAUUCACGAUUGAAGAGAAUAUCUUUAAGAAAGCCAACCAAAAGAGGUAA